AUGUCAUCCUCCAUACCGACCUACACCACCCAUAACCAUCUAUCCUCCUCCCACCUUCCAACGAUAUCCAUAACCCCAUCCACCAAAUCAUUCUUACUCCCUAUAUCAAUCCUAAUCGCCAUCGUAUUGGCUUCAGCUAUCCAAACCGAAUUCGCUCAUACGCUAAGCUCGAAAUUGGGAUAUCAUCAACCGUAUUUUACAUUUUACCUUACUCAUUCGACAUUCGCUCUGCUAUUUCCUAUUCACCUUUCGAUCCUAUCUCUCACCACUAAGAUACCUAUCGGAGCGUAUACAAGGGAAAUUAGAUAUGUUAUCAUCGAUCAAUUGGAAUUACCUGCUUCAUCCUCAUGGAAAGAUAUAUUACCAAUAUGGUCUAGGAAGAUAACAUAUCUGACUAUGAUACUUUCUAUACCUGCUUUGUCAUGGUAUGUCGCAAUGGGCCUAUCACCUCCUGUGGAUAUCACUGCUAUUUAUUCGACUUCGGCUUUCGCGACCUAUGGAUUUAGUAUGUUGUUAUUGAGACAACCGCUUAGUAAGAUUACGAUUGGUAGUAUAGUAUUGGCUUUCACCGGGGUGGUGGUCAUUAGUGUGGAUGGGAUGAAGAGUGGGGAAGAGGGGCUGGUAGGUAGGGUGGUGGGUGAUGGAGUGAUGUUGUUUGGAGCCAUCAUUCUCGGCCUGUACGAAGUGAUAUACAAACUUGCCUUACCUGAAGGACAUGGAGGUAUAACAUCUUCAAGUCCCAAUGGUUAUACACCGUUACCGACCCAUCAAUCUUCCACGUUGACAGAAGAUGAGGAAUUAUCUUCAUCUUCGGGAAUAACAAUUCAUCAUAGGCCUAUCUUCUCACAGCAAACUACAGAUACGACACCUACACCUAUCGAAUUGACUCCACCUCUAUCACGAACUACCUCAAAUGCAGUUCUACUCCAUCCCCAACCUCACUCCUCGUCGAACCACCAUGUUCAGCAUCAAGUCAAAUUACCUCCUGCACUUCAUGCCAACUUUAUCACUUCCUGUAUAGGUAUUGCGACUUUGUUGUUACUCUGGCCACCGAUUUUGAUCCUGGAUUGGACAGGGUAUGAAAAGUUUAGUUGGCCAAGUGGUGAGAACGUAUGGAGAAUUUGGCAAUGUCUCGGUUUGGUUUUUGCUGGAGGUACGGUUUACAACGCCGGUCUUAUGGUCCUCAUUGGUCUAUGGGGUCCAACAACUUCAUCAGUAGCGAACCUCCUGACUAUCGGUCUAGUGGCUUUGAUAGAUUCGAUCUGGUUAGGUCAGAUACCAGACUCGCAAACUUUGUUGGGAGUGGGGAUGAUCUGCAUUGGAUUUGGUGUAUUGUUAUGGGAGGGUGAGGGGUGA
Molecule: messenger RNA, 1356 nt
Organism: Kwoniella botswanensis
Lineage: Eukaryota; Fungi; Basidiomycota; Tremellomycetes; Tremellales; Cryptococcaceae
Exons: 3
Coding region: 1-1356 (451 amino acids)
Source: RefSeq, a predicted model, not a curated record